Molecule: messenger RNA, 2100 nt
Organism: Amoebophrya sp. A25
Lineage: Eukaryota; Dinophyceae; Syndiniales; Amoebophryaceae
Source: the annotation of a GenBank genome assembly
AUGUCCUCCUCUACUCGUGUACGGAGGACCAGGACCAGGUCGCCUGGUUUUGUGUCCUUGAAGACUGUGUUUGACGAGCAAUUGAACCAGGUCGAUGACGAAAUCGCGGUCAUGUUUGCCUCUCUGAAAAGCGGUUCUGACUCCGCCGAUGCUUGCGCGACUAAACGCAACAGUCUGCUGCGAGCGCUUACACAGUGCGAUCGGGAUGAGGAAGAAGAACAUGCGAGGACUGCAGGGAAAGGCGACAGCAGCAGCAGCGGAGGUAAAGACAACAACCAAGGCGAUGCAAGUAUGCUACUAGAUGAAGCUCAAGAUCGAGUCGGUCGGAUGCAGCAAGGGCAAGGACAUCUUCCAGCACGACACGAGCAGAAUCACAGAGGAGAUGAAUCGAACAGGUCCAGAAAAACGACCCAUAGUAGAAGCAGUGACGAGGGAUCAUCCCCAUCCGUAGUGAAUGUGAAGAAUGGUUCUUCCUCUGCAACUAGCACAGCACAAAUAGCAGGAAAAAGGCUAGGAGAACAAGGACAACACCUUGUCCAACACGGUCUAGAACAACAAACUCCAUCACGUUGUAACACGACAGCGACAGCCAGUACAUCCUGUAGCAGCUCUGCGACCGCGACAGGAGCCUCCUCGUCCUCCUGCAGUACUAGACGUGAUCAAAUAACACCAGCUAUACGUCCGUCACCAGCGAUCACCCCUGUACCGGAAGAGGACAGACCGGGUACUAAUCAUGCUGCUGAUCAUGUUCAUGUCGGUGGAGAUGACGUGGGGUCCCUCGGGAAGAGUACCAAAACCACUACCGCCCCUUCCCCCACGACAUCCUCAACGGCUUCCUCGACCUCAACAUCCUGCUCGCCUAUGGAAACAUCGCAAGGACCGCAUAGUGCCUGUAUUAACCUUGACGACAGUUGUACCAACACCUCUCAUGAUGAGGACCUAUCCUCAUCGAUGAACUCUCGUACUGGUACUAUCAAUAGUGCGAGUGCCUCUCCUUAUGCUACUGGCUUUGGACAGGGAGAUUACUUGAUGAAGUCAUCUUCACCGUCAGGAGAAGAAAGUUCAGAAAGUACUAGAGCGUGCCACGGAAGUCCAGCCAGCAGCAACGGAGAUGGUCAGAUCUUUACGAUGACAAUCGUUGAACAUGAGGAACAAGAUCUCCGCUCACAAUCACAAGCAAUACAACAAGUUGAAGCUGCUCGUACACGUAGAAUAGCAGAUCAGCUUCAACAAGAACCAGCUUAUCACCGUGACGCUGCGGGAAAGGCACCUGCUUUCGACCCUGCCACACGAACGACCAAAAGUGCAACACCUACAAUGCAAGUGGAGCAGCGAGUACCUCCAGCACGCGGCGCAACGACCUUUCGAUCGAGGACAGCAACAGAUCAUGGCGCCGUGGUCUCCAAUCAUGACCCAAGAAGAAAUAGCACUAUCAUGUUAGAAAAUGCUGUGGAACCAGCUCUCGUGGAGAACCGGUUGCAUGGUUUGGGGCGAACGUUGCGGCGUAUGCAUUCGGCGUUUAUGCAUGAUGAUUGCGAUGCGUUUGUCAUUCCCCGACUCAAAGAGAUGUCAGCCUGCGAGCGACAGUUGCAACGUGCUGAGCGGCGAUUUCAUCAAGCAUUGGGUUCUUCCACUGGGGCUGCUAGGCAACCGAUAUUUGUUGCCUAGGGUGCUUCCGUAUUCUUGGUUGCACUUAAGUAACGUCUAGUAGAGUUAGAGAGUCUAAAUUUACUUGAUCAUCCACAAACUAAAUCAUUCUUGUAGUUAUAGACGAAAAUAGUACCGUGAAGAUGAACACGAACAAGACGGAGUAGAUAGAACAUGUUGUUGAGAACAAUUCAUUUUGACGUGUAGUAUACAACGUAUGGUAAAAAUGUGUACAAUAGAAAUGAAACCAACCCGAAACCGAAUAGUUACGCAUAAUACGCGUAGCAAGAGAUACGAGUAGCCUCCCUCAUUAGUCAGACCCGCAAACGUAUCGUUUCUUUCCUCAUAAGUUCCUAGUAUUUGUAGAAAAACGGUAACGGAUAUGAUUCGUGGAUACUUCUGACUUUCCCCGCACCUUUUCAGUGAUUGUGAUACAUUACCCGCCAUAAAUCU